Molecule: messenger RNA, 1393 nt
Organism: Pipra filicauda (Wire-tailed manakin)
Lineage: Eukaryota; Metazoa; Chordata; Aves; Passeriformes; Pipridae
Product: cytosolic 5'-nucleotidase 1A-like
Exons: 8
Coding region: 317-1264 (315 amino acids)
Biological process (GO): adenosine metabolic process; nucleotide metabolic process
Cellular component (GO): cytosol; cytoplasm
Molecular function (GO): magnesium ion binding; 5'-nucleotidase activity; nucleotide binding
Source: RefSeq, a predicted model, not a curated record
CAGAGGCCUCCCACAUUUUCAGAUGAGAUUUGGUGAUACUGGUGAUAACCUGGUGCCAUACAGGGAGACAGCUGCCUUAGUGCAGGACAGCCUUAUUUUCCCGGGAAAAUAGCUCCACAACAGCUUUCAGCAGUUCCACACAAAGAAAAGUACCCUUUGAGAUAAAUAAAAAUAAAGCAAUGAUCUGUGUUUGAAAAGCCACUUUUCCACCAUAUUUAAUUGGAACUAUUAGAACAGUUUGCCUGGGAGCAGAGCUGCUGCCAGCAGAAGCAAGUUCAUUCGGACUGCUCCACUUGAUGGAAGCUGAAAACUGAAGAUGGCAGAGCCUGAAAGCACAGUCAUAAACACCAAUGUGAAACAGAAAGAUCCUAGCAAGGCACUGGUCAUUGCUGUGACCACCAGAGCCAUCUUCAACUUGGAGAAGGAGCACAAACUCUACCUGGAGAAGGGCAAGGAGGAGUACACAAGGCACCAGCAGGCCAACCAGGACAAGCCCCUCCCACCAGGCACAGCCUUUGCCUUCAUCCAGGCAGUGCAGUAUGUGAACAAGAAGAUGCUGGAGAGCAACCCAGCAGAGAAGGACCUCUUUGACAUCCUGGUGCUCUCCAACAACAGCCCAGAGAGCGGAGCGCGCAUCAUCAACAGCGCCAAGCACUACGGCCUGGAGAUCUCCAAGUUCUGCUUUGUCAGCGAUGAGGACUCCACACAGUACCUGAAGUCCCACGGGGUCAAGCUCUUCCUCUCAGCUGACAGGACAGAUGUGUGCAAUGCCCUCCAGAGAGGGGUCUCAGCAGCGCUCAUUUUCCAGCAAGAGGUGCGGGCCCCCAGCACCCCACUCCGCGUGGUGUUUGACGGGGAUGCCGUGCUCUUCUCCGACGAGACAGACCAGAUCUUCCAGGAGCACGGGCUGGAGGGGGCAGUGCGGUACGAGCAGGCGAUGGAGGCCGUGCCCAUGGGAGAGGGUCCCCUGAAGACUUUUGCCAUGCACCUCGGGAAGAUGCGCAGGAAGUUCAGCCAGGAAAAAUCCCCCAUCCGCACCUACCUGGUGACUGCGCGCAGCGGCCGGGACAUGGGCAUCCGAGCCAUCAAGACGCUCCGGGAAUGGGGCCUGGCCAUCGAUGAGGCUUUCUUCAUGGAUGGGGCUCCCAAGGGCCCCAUCCUCGCCCAGAUCCAGCCUCACAUCUUCUUUGACGAUGGGCUUCAUAACAUCCAAGGGGCUCAAAAUGUCGGUGUGCCCUCUGCCUGGGUCCCCUCCUGCUGCUGAUGGGCUGCAGGCCAGCGGUCCUCCCCCCCAGCCACACAGGGGACUGGGUCAGUUGGAGGCAAACCUUCUGGUGGAGAAGGAGAGAUUUCCUGACAUGCAGCAAGUAAAUCUCAGGAAAAGGGGACAAGA